AGACACAGGCAGCUUCCGGGAGUGAGGCUGAAUUGGUGCUUCUUGCAGCUGAUCCCUGCCUCUUCCUGGCCGGGCGGGCCCCGUCAGCGAAACAGGAAUUGAAUACAGCCUGCUGGUGCUGCAUUUCUGCUCCGGAGAGCAAGGUACAGCAACCAGGCGUUUGCGCGGUAGGAAGUAUGAACUGGGCCCAGUUUUAGAACUAAUACAAAAUCAGCAACUUCCCAACUAAAGUCCGGAAAGAUCUGAGAGGAGGAGCCAGCUGUGAAAGACAGCGUUGCUGACUUUGCUGCUUACCAAGAUUAUUAGGAGGAGAGUGGGAAGGACAGACAGACAUGUCUUCAGAAACAGACCAAAGUAAAGUUCAGGAAUCUUCACAGCAACAAAACAAACAGUCUGGUCUCCACUGUCCUAUCUCAGAUGCUCACGUCAAUAGAAAAGAAGUAGAAAGGAUCAGUCGAGAAUGUAGAAACGAAAGUUUCUGGUACAGAGGUCUUCCCUUGUCUCUAGGAAGCAUGCUCAUCACUCAAGGGCUAAUUUACAAUGGUUUUCUCUCAUCGAACCCAAGAUUUGGAUCGUUACCUAAAAUUGCAUUUGCUGGUGCCUUUGGUCUUGCCAUUGGGACGAUGUCAUACAUACGAGUAUGCCAGAGAAAGUUCCAAAGUAUAGGAGUUCAGCCAUUUGGUCCAGAACAUAAAAGGCACGGUCAUCAUACCUGCAAGGAAUGUGAAGCAAAUUUUGGAUCUAAUGGACAGGAAAACUCAAAGCCUUCAGCUUCAUAAUCCCAGAUCAUGUCUCUUCUUUUUAAGAAGUUACUUCAUAUCUUGGUAUCUGAAUUGUAGAACUGACAAAGAUGACAAAAUCCUGCAGAAAAAGUCUCUUCCUUCAAUAGCUUAUUCUGGACAGAAGAAAUUAAGCCUACAGUCAGGUGUAAACCAGUACACUGUGAGGAUUGGGUUGAUUUUAAAAAAGUUUGCCUAUAUAAUAAAUGCUAAUUUCUAGUAAUACAGUUUCUAUUUUUUUCUGUUGAUAUCACACCCCGGUAUGUUUCUUUUUUCCUUAGAUGCAUUUUAGCUCUUGGCACUGAAAACUUAGAUAUUGCAAUUCUUGUAAGUGGCAAUGACCUGAUCUCAGUGCAACCUGCAAAAGGCCAUAAUUGGAAGCAUUUGUCUCCUGCAUGAAAGAAAAAGAAUGCAAGAGUAUUUAAAUGAUGUUGCACUGUUAAGCAGUCCACCAAGCCCCCUAUACUGUGAUCAGUUUUGCAUAACUCUUUGUACUGGGGAAGGACGCCAUGUAUCACCAUUCUUGACAAUAGGUAUCCUCUGAAUACUAUUAGAAAGAACCCUAUUGACUUCAGUGGGCUUUGAAUCUGGACUUAAGAGAGGAGAGUGACAUUUUACUUAUGCUUGUCUAUUCAAAUCUCUUUGGAAGAUGUUCUGAACAUAAUUUCUAAAUAGACAACUUAAUAAAAAGAAGUUUUCUUUCUCAAAACAUGAACAUUAGGGAAAGAACUGAAAGCGAGCUCAGAAACCUAUGUUUGCUCUAAUCUGACCAUGACAUUAGAAAAGAAAAAAAAAAAAAUGAAUUACAGGAAAGCCCAGUUAAUUACUGUUUGCAUAUUCAUAAAAAUGCUUUAAUAAUACUGGAGUUCUUCACACCCCCAACCAGGCCCGGGGAAGCUGCAUUUUCCAUUCUCCCUUCCCGUCAGACCACCUGGGUAGAACUGUUCUCCCAGCUCAGGCACCCUCCUUAGCACUGUUCAGCUGGAGUCCUUAAGGUCCACAUCUUUUUUUGUUCUAUAGCUUCUUCCAAACAUGCAGGGAUAAUACGCAUCAGGGAUGCUGUCAGCUCAUGGUUGACUCACUGCACAUUGAUGAUUGAGUGAUACAACAAUUUCAUAAAACUAAUCGGAAUUCAUAAAUUGUACACAGAUUCCCCAAAUCAUCACAAGCUACUAUUAUGAACUCUAAUUUGAACUCUAACACCUACAUUUGAAGAGUUUUUGUUGACCAACUCCCACUAAAAUAGUCAGAUGUUAUGCUACACCUUGGAAAACGUAAGAUUAAAAGUCUUGCAAAAUGAAAUAUAACAAGUUUAAUUAAUGAACUUAGUUCAAACUGCAGAUGAUUCAGUAUUACUUAGUAAAUGAUCUAACAUCUUUUUCAGACUAAAAUACAAUAUCACCAUUACUAUAUCCAUUAAAUGUGAAAGGAAAAUAAAACCAAGUUGGAGCAGGGAAAUGUUUUCAGUUGUGUUCAACAUCAGAAAGAUUUUCUGAAAGAUUAUUGUAUUUGCAGAUCAGAUACUGGAACCUCUGAUAGUUUUCUAAUUAAAGAAAGAGGAUUGUCUGUUUUAUUCUAUACACAAUCUUAUACCGUUCUCAUUACUGUAGCAUUUGAGCACCUUCCCAUAGUGCAUUAAGUGACAUUACUAACAUCUGUCAUGUUUGUUGUUCUCAAUUUCUCCCCAGCAAGCAUGUGCAAUGGAGUGUCUUGUUUUAGUAGGAUGUUUUUGUGGUUUUUUUUUUUAAAUAAACAUGUUACUAUGUGCUUAUGUUAGAGAAGACAUGGUCAAAGAAAUGCGCUUUGCACUUGGAGCAGGAAGUGGUGAAGUUUGUGAUGGUCCUUAGUUCUUGGGGAAGUUCAUUCCACAGUCUGACUACCCCUGAAAAAGCUUGUCUUCCACCCCCGGCAAUUAACUUUAUUUGGCUUGUAGAGAGUUCGAUAUUACUAUAUCAGAUGUGUCCACUGAGGUACCAGUAGGCAGUUAUGCAGGUUAGCACAUGGGCAACUUCAGGUACCUCAUAGUAAGUAACAAAUAGUUUUUCUACCUUUUUCUAUAUGUACAUUUCAGUAAUAAUACUUCAUUUACUACAGCUGGAUGUUAGGUCUCAGCAUAGUCUGCUAUGAUUAAACUGAUACAAGCCCUAACUUGUCUAAUGUUAAAUGCUGGAUUAUCAUACAUGCAUGUGCAUUAUAAACCUUAUCCUGAGGCAAAUGCUUGUGGUUUAACCACUCCCAUGAAAUUUAUUAAUUCUGUAAAAUCAAGUCAACUGUAAUAUCUUCUGUAAUUGCCUUAUGCCUAUACUAUGCACAAAGCUGCACACGGCCCUGUCCAGCAAGAGGCUUCAUACAACCCCUGCUGAACAGUUGCCAGCUCUAGAAAGACACCUGUCAAUUGACAGCUUGCUGUCUCAGCAGUCUAUUUUUCCUUGCUUAGCAUCUAUUCCUUCCCUAUCCAUAGCCUGGGCUUGCAUAGCGUGAUUGCUGCCUAAGGCAUCCUUUGAGGAAUUCCUUCUGCUUCACUUGCUGCACUCCUGGCAUGGCAAUGGCUUUGUCUAUACAACAGUAGUUAGCAGCCAGCAGAGUGUCUGGUAUGCAGAGGUGCAAGAGACCUAUGAAGAGGAAUGAACCCAAGGCUCCAUAAAGUAUAGGGCAAGCCCUAAAUACCAUCUGUGGUACACAACAGCAGGACCACUGCUAUAUAAACUGAAGCAAAGCAUGUCCUGUAUUGUACCAAAAGGAUUGUCUUGUACUUCUAGCCUAGUUAGAAAAUAUGAAUGUCUCUUGCUGUCAGUGAAGUAUUAAGAACUGGAGUGCAUUGAUGUCAAGUUCACCACUGGUGUAAGUUAUAAUGUGAAUUACAUUUUUUUUAAAUAAAAAGACCUGUAAUUUAAUGAGA
Malaclemys terrapin pileata is the source of this 3678-nucleotide messenger RNA. It is a transcript of the gene OCIAD2, whose product is annotated as OCIA domain containing 2. Lineage: Eukaryota; Metazoa; Chordata; Testudines; Emydidae. Gene Ontology annotation, cellular component: mitochondrial inner membrane. The transcript has 8 exons. The record is from RefSeq and is a predicted model, not a curated record. Bases 333 to 779 code for a protein of 148 amino acids.